Molecule: messenger RNA, 1600 nt
Organism: Dunckerocampus dactyliophorus (ringed pipefish)
Lineage: Eukaryota; Metazoa; Chordata; Actinopteri; Syngnathiformes; Syngnathidae
Gene: clp1
Product: cleavage factor polyribonucleotide kinase subunit 1
Exons: 6
Coding region: 80-1405 (441 amino acids)
Biological process (GO): tRNA splicing, via endonucleolytic cleavage and ligation
Cellular component (GO): nucleus; mRNA cleavage factor complex
Molecular function (GO): polynucleotide 5'-hydroxyl-kinase activity
Source: RefSeq, a predicted model, not a curated record
GUCAUCUUCACGCGACGCCCACACUGCAACGCGUCGUAGAUGUUUGACUACAGUAAGCAACACAGUUAUUUCACUCGCCAUGGCAACAGAGAUUGUAGAAAAGGCAGUCGAAGAUCCAUUGCAAGCGGGUAAAGUCGGCACCAGAUAUGACCUGGAGAAGGAGACUGAACUUCGGUUUGAGGUGGAAGCCGGAGAGACUGCAGAGCAAGUUGAGCUGGAGCUCCUCACAGGAAUGGCCGAGGUGUUUGGCUCGGAGUUGAACCGAAACAAGAAGUACAUAUUUGGGCCAGGUGCCAAGAUUGCCGUAUUCACCUGGCAAGGCUGCAGCGUGAAUCUGUAUGGCAAGCCAGAGGUGGCUUACGUAUCCAAAGAUACGCCAAUGCUACUCUACCUAAACACACACGCCGCACUGGAACAGAUGAGGAAACAAGCAGAGCGAGACAACGAGAGAGGGCCUCGGGUGAUGGUGGUGGGACCAACAGAUGUAGGCAAGUCAACUGUGUGUCGACUGCUGCUGAGCUACGCUGUGAGAGUGGGCAGGAGGCCCACGCUGGUGGAACUGGAUGUCGGUCAGAGUGGGGUGUCAGUACCUGGGACAGUGGCUGCGCUGUGCAUUGAGCGUCCAGCAGAUGUGGAGGAGGGCUUCUCAGUCCAAGCUCCUUUGGUCUACCACUUCGGCUCAACUACUCCAGGGACCAACAUCAAACUUUACAAUAAGCUGACCUCAUGCCUGGCUGAGGUGUUUUCCCAACGCUGUGAGGUGAACAGGAAGGCCAGUGUUGGGGGCUGUAUCAUCAACACGUGCGGCUGGGUGAAGGGAUCUGGAUACCAGGCUCUGGUCCACUGCGCUUCCGCCUUUGAGGUGGAUGUGGUGCUGGUGCUCGACCACGAGAGGCUGUACAACGAACUCAAACGAGAUCUCCCUCACUUCGUCCGCGUCGUGCUCCUGCCCAAGUCUGGCGGCGUGGUGGAGCGCUCCAAAGAAUGCCGACGGGAGGCUCGGGAUGAGAAGAUCCGGGAGUACUUCUACGGCUUCCGGGGAGUGUCCUUCUACCCCUUUUCAUACGAAGUGCGUUUCUCUGACGUCCGCAUCUAUAAAAUCGGCGCUCCCUCUAUCCCAGACUCGUGCUUGCCACUGGGAAUGUCUCAAGAUGACACACAACUGAAGCUGGUUCCUGUGACACCAGGGAGGGACCUCACCUAUCACGUGCUGAGUGUCAGCAGUGCAGAGGAUGGAGAUGAGGGGGCAAGAAAGGGCAUCGUGGAGAGCCCGGUGUGUGGCUUUAUUGUGGUGACCAAUGUAGACACACAAGCUCAGGUGAUGAAAGUGCUGUCUCCAGCACCAAGACCACUGCCCAGACACACACUGCUCAUUAUGGACAUCCGUUUCAUGGACACUAAAUGAGGAGAGUCGUAGGGGGUUAAAAAACAAACAGCAUGGUUGACCAAAUUAUGAAUGGAUACUAAUUUAUUUUCCAUUUUACAAACCAGAUUGUACAGGUAGCGUGUGCCAUUUUUGAUGUAUUUUAUUAGGCCAUACAUGACAUCUUGAUAGUCUGUUUUAUUGCCUUUUUUCUCAUCUCUUUGGAAAUAAAUUCUU